Messenger RNA from Prunus armeniaca (apricot), 720 nucleotides. The record is from the annotation of a GenBank genome assembly. NCBI's taxonomy places the organism in Eukaryota, Viridiplantae, Streptophyta, Magnoliopsida, Rosales, Rosaceae.
AUGCAAGAAGAAAUCUCAGCUCUCCACACAACAAACACAUGGACUCUUGUCCCACCAAGUCCUACUCACAAUGCUAUUGGUUGCAAAUGGGUAUUUCGAGUAAAAUACAAGGUUGAUGGCACUCUUGCCAAAUUUAAAGCUACACUUGUUGCCAAAGCCCAUAACUCAGCUUUGACGUGUCCAAUGCAUUCCUUCAUGGCACCCUUCAUGAGGACGUCUAUAUGCAACAACCUCCAGGUUUUGUUCACCCCUCAUAUGUGUGCAGACCCAUCUCUCUUUGUUAAGGCUGACCAUUGUUUGACAUUUAUUUUGGUUUAUGUGGAUGACAUAAUCAUCACUAGCACAUCUUUUAUCUCCUACCAAGCUCUCAUCUCCCAGCUCAGUGCCAAAUUCUCAAUGAAGAAUCUAGACAAUAAAAGUGGUGAAAUACUCUCUGAUCCUAUCGCAUAUAGAUCUCUCUUUGGCGCCUUACAGUAUCUUACAUGGACCAGGACAAAAAUUGCGUUCUCAGUCAAUCAAGUGUGCCAGCAUAUGCACACUCCUCGUACUCCGCAUUUGUUAGCCGUGAAGAGAAUAUUGAGAUAUCUAAAAGGCACACCAGCUCAUGGCUUGCUCAUUCACAAAGGAAAUCUCAACAUCACAGCCUACUCUGACUCAGAUUGGGCUGGUUGUCCCAUUGACCGGCGCUCUACCACCGGCUAUUGUAUCUUUUUUGGAUAA